GCAUGCAGUUUGGAGAAGACGGCGUACAAGGUGAAGGAGAAGGAGGGCGUGCUGAACGUCUCCAUCGUUCGAACGGGAGACCUGACAGUGGAGUCCUCUGUCCGUGCUUCACGCGCACCAUGUCUGCCAUGGUCAUGGACGACUUCGAGGAGAGGAGGAACACAGACGACUCACGUAUCGCCUUCCUCAAGGGAGAGAAGGUUAAAAACUGCACGGUGCACAUCAAUGACGACUCUGUGUUCGAGCCAGAGGAGGAGUUCCAGGUGCAUCUUGGGACGCCGCUGGGGGACCACUGGAGCGGGGCCAUGUGGGAGUUAGUGACAUCGUCACGGUAACCAUCACUAACGACG
Salvelinus sp. IW2-2015 is the source of this 350-nucleotide messenger RNA. RefSeq names its product extracellular matrix organizing protein FRAS1-like. The transcript has 2 exons. Gene Ontology annotation, biological process: cell communication; anatomical structure morphogenesis. NCBI's taxonomy places the organism in Eukaryota, Metazoa, Chordata, Actinopteri, Salmoniformes, Salmonidae. Gene Ontology annotation, cellular component: membrane. Bases 3 to 335 code for a protein of 110 amino acids. The record is from RefSeq and is a predicted model, not a curated record.